AUGGUGAUCAAUGAGACGCUAAGGCUAUAUCCUCCAGGAGCUAUUAUAUCGAGGGAGGCCUUAGAAGAUAUGAAAUUUGGAAAACUUGAUGUGCCCAAAGGAGUGAAUAUUUGGUUAAUGCCGGUGACACUUCACCAAGACCCUGAAAUAUGGGGACCUGAUGCUCAUAAAUUCAACCCUGAAAGGUUUGCCAAUGGUGUCAGUGGCGCCUGCAAGUUCCCUCAUGUGUAUUUGCCUUUUGGAUUCGGACCGCAUACAUGUUUGGGGCAGCAUUUUGCCUUGGCCGAACUCAAGCUACUUCUUGCCCUUGCUUUGUCAAAUUUCACUUUUUCUCCCUCACCAAACUAUAGGCACUGCCCAUCUUUGAGUUUGAUUAUUGAACCUAAAUAUGGAGUCAAUCUCAUUGUUAGGAGGCUUUGACUUAUCUAUCACAACUACUCUAAUAAUUUCUUCAAUACUUUCUAAGUUUAUGUCCAAGAAGAUACAAUGAAAUAAAAAUAUAUUCCUUUCAUUUCAAA
Messenger RNA from Gossypium arboreum, 518 nucleotides. Its product is annotated as cytochrome P450 714C2-like. The transcript has a single exon. The coding region runs from base 1 to 420 and encodes 139 amino acids. The record is from RefSeq and is a predicted model, not a curated record. Lineage: Eukaryota; Viridiplantae; Streptophyta; Magnoliopsida; Malvales; Malvaceae. Gene Ontology annotation, molecular function: oxidoreductase activity, acting on paired donors, with incorporation or reduction of molecular oxygen; heme binding; iron ion binding.